AUGUUUAACUGUACACAUCUUCAUAUUCAUCGUAAAAGUGUUCUCUUCAGUUACACAUGGCCAUCAACAUCUUCAUCAACAAAUUUAAUAUGUUUAUUUCGUGUUAAAUUUACUAAUGAUAAAGAUCUUAAUCAAUGCUUAAAAUUAUUAUGUGAUUAUUUUACAAUAAAUGUCUAUUCAUCAAAUGAUUUUAAUAUUUGUAUUGAAACAACAUAA
Messenger RNA from Rotaria sordida, 216 nucleotides. NCBI's taxonomy places the organism in Eukaryota, Metazoa, Rotifera, Eurotatoria, Philodinida, Philodinidae. The record is from the annotation of a GenBank genome assembly.